Dimorphilus gyrociliatus is the source of this 1382-nucleotide messenger RNA. The record is from the annotation of a GenBank genome assembly. Lineage: Eukaryota; Metazoa; Annelida; Polychaeta; Dinophilidae.
AUAUUUUAACGAAUAUAUCGUCUGCUAAGUAUCUGCGAUUUAUUUGUUCAGAGCUGGCUAUUGACUUUAUAUCGUUUUUGAAAAUCGGACAGUUUAGGUUCAAUUAAGGUAAAAUACUACUUUAUUAGUUAUUUAACAUAAAUAAUAUCUUGAGAUAGUAUUUUGCUAAAAAGGUAGAAUUAUGUUAAUAGUGAAAUGGUGUCACGUGUUUAUCAAAAAUAGAGAGAAAUAUGUAUAAUAGCCAAUUGGACGUAGAUCGAAUCUGGAUCUUGUAUCGAGUUCUAUCCACUAUUAAUCUUCGAAAAAAAGGCUAUUGUCAAUUGCACUAGAAAUCAUUUAAACAACCUAUUCAAUCCUCUUUCUCAAACAGAUAUUAUAACAACUGUAACUAUUGAAUAGACCGAAUGGAAGAGAAUAACAAUGAAAACAGAAUUAACCUUGAUGCCCCAAGAUGGGAUCAGUCCUCUUUUAGUGGAAGAGCAAAACAUUUUUUCUCUAUAACUAACCCUUUAAAUCUUUUCGCUUCUCACGAUGAACUAGAAAAAGCAAAGGAGCUUGUUAAGCUCUACAAGUCCAGAAAAGAACCACCUGGUGUCACUGCAGAUCAAGUUUGGAAAGCUAAAUGGCUUUACGAUUCGGCUUUUCAUCCUGACACCGGAGAGAAAAUGUUUCUACCAGGAAGAAUGUCUGCUCAAGUACCUUUUAAUAUGGCAAUAACUGGAUUUAUGCUGACUUUCUAUAAAACUGCACCAGCUGUCAUUUUCUGGCAAUGGAGUAAUCAGACAUUUAACGCAGUUGUUAACUAUACUAACUCUAAUAAAAGUUCGGGAGAGAAUGACUCCGAACAAAUGAAACAACUAGGAAAAUCUUAUAUGAUUGCCACGGGUUCGGCAACUGUGACCGCCCUGGCUUUAAAUCAGAUUAUACACAAAUUUCCAGCAAUUUUGGCCAGAUUCGUACCUUUGGUGGCCGUAGCAGCGGCCAAUUGCUUGAAUAUCCCAUUCAUGAGAAGUCAAGAACUUGUUAAAGGAAUAACGGUGUUUUCAAAGGAUGGUGAAAAGGUCGGAGAAUCAAAAAAAGCAGCUAAGAGUGCUAUUUCUCAAGUGGUAUUUUCGAGAAUAGUAAUGUCUUGUCCCAGCAUGAUUUUAUCCCCACUCCUAAUGGCUCGUUUAGAGAAAGGAAACCUGUUGAAGAAAUAUCCUCGCCUGAGUGCUCCUAUUCAGAUUAUUUUCGUAGGAUUUUUAUUGUCUUUUGCAACGCCUUUAUGUUGUGCCAUAUUCCCUCAAAAGAGUUCUAUGACAGUGUCUAAGAUGGAAGGUGAUAUUAAGGAAAAGGCAGAAAAAAUGGGAUUGACCAAAGUCUAUUUUAACAAAGGAUUAUAG